This is a messenger RNA of Polistes dominula (European paper wasp), 692 nucleotides long. Its product is annotated as DET1- and DDB1-associated protein 1. The record is from RefSeq and is a predicted model, not a curated record. NCBI's taxonomy places the organism in Eukaryota, Metazoa, Arthropoda, Insecta, Hymenoptera, Vespidae.
AUACGGUGCGCUUCAAUUGUGAAUUUUUCUUUUUCAUUUAGAAGAAUAUAUUAUUUUUGUUUCAUUCAAUUCUUUGUUAAAUAUUACAAGUAAUAUUUGAACGGAUAAAAGACAGCUUUUACAAAAUUUGUAAUGUUUUAUGUUUAGUAUAUCGAGCUACGAGCUAGUCAAUACAUAUUUCGUGUUUUGUCUAACACGACAGUUUAACAAUACUUUUUUCAUGAAUUAAAUUGUACGCAAAUUUUUUUGGAAGGAUUUCUGCGGAAGGAUUCCUGUGAAAGGAUUUAAACAUCCUUGUAUUAGAAUAGUAAAUUUUUUAAUAAUGUCUAUCGCAGAAUUUCUGAAAGGACUUCCUUCGCACGAUGAAAAUAACUUUGCGAACUUUCAUACUGACAAUGGAAAUCGUACCUGUGUUAAAAGACCAUCAGUCUAUCUUCCAACGAAAGAUUAUCCACCAGAACAAAUCAUAGUUACAGAAAAGACAACUAUACUUCUAAGGUAUCUUCAUCAGCAAUGGGAUAAAAAGGUAUCAAUCCAGAAAAGAAAAGAGAAUAUUUAUCGAGUAAUGGCGAUGAACAGGAGGAGGGUAGGGCAAUUCGCAUAAAAAGGCCGCGGAUAGAUAUAAAUAAUACCCUUUAAAUGACACACCGAGCAUUCUUACUUUCUACCUAUGACAGCGUACAUUUAUACGG